CAAUGUGUGCGUACUGUUUACAUGUGUCUGUACCUUUUGUGUCUCUUCACAGUCCCUGUUGUUCCGUAAGGUGUAUCUUUACCUGCUUUUUAAAUCUGAUUCUACUGUUUGCAUCAGUUAUCAGAUGUGGAAUAGAGUUCCAUGUAGUCAUGGCUCAAUGUAGUACUGUGUGCCUCCUAUAGUCUGUUCUGGACUUGGGGACUGUGAAGACACCUCUGGUGGCAUGUCUUGUGCGGUAUGCAUGGGUGUUCCGAGCUGUGUGCUAGUAUUUUAGACAGCUCGGUACAUUCAGCUUGUCAACACCUCUUACAAAAACAAGUAAUGAUGAAGUCCAUCUGUCUUCCACUUUCAGCCAAGAGAGAUUGACCUGCGUAUUAUUAAUAUUAGCUCUCUGUGUACAUUUAAGUGCCAGUUGUGCUGCUCUGUUCUGAGCCAACUGCAAUUUUCCUAAGUCCCUCUUUCUGGCACCUUAUCACACUACAACACAGUUGCCUAUGUGCUACAAAACUAGGGCCUGUAGGACCUGCCUUGUUGAUAGUGCUGUUAAGAAGGCAGAGCAGAGCUUUAUUAUGGACAGACUUCUCCCCAUCUUAGUUACUGUUGUAUCAAUAUGUUUUGACCAUGACAGUUUACAAUCCAGAGUUACUCCAAGCAAUUUAGUCACCUCAACUUGCUCAAUGUUCACAUUAUUCAUUACGAGACGUAGUUUAGUGAAUGGUUUGUCCCAAAUACAACUCUUUUAGUUUUGGAAAUAUGUAGGACUAACUUAUUCCUUGCUACCCAUUCCGAAACUAACUGCAGCUCUUUGUUAAGUGUUGCAGUCAUUUCAGUCACUGUAGUAGCUGACAUGUAUAGUGUUUAGUCAUCCGCAUACAUAGACACACUGGCUUUACUCAAAGUCAGUGGCAUGUCGUUAGUAAAGAUUGAAAAAGUAAGGGGCCUAAACAGCUACCCUGGGGAAUUCCUGAUUCUACCUAGAUUAUGUUGGAGAGCAUUCCAUUAAAAAACACCCUCUGUGUUCUUUUAGACAGGUAACUCUUUAUCCACAUUAUAGCAGGGGGUGUAAAGCCAUAACAUAUACGUUUUUACAGCAGCAGACUAUGAUCGAUAAUGUCAAAAGCUGCACUGAAGUCUAACAAAACAGCCCCCACAAUCAGUUUAUCAUCAGUCAUUUAAGUGCCGUGCUUGUUGAGUGUCCUCCCCUAUAAGCGUGUUGAAAGUCUGUUGUCAAUUUGUUUACUGUGAAAUAACAUUGUAUCUGGUAAAACACCAUUUUUUUUAGAAGUAAGGAUUGGUAACAGGCUGAGUGGUUGGCUAUUUGAGCCAGUAAAGGAGGAUUUACUAUUCUUGGGCAGCGGAAUGACUUUAGCUUCCCUCCAGGCCUGAGGGCACAUGCUCUCUAGUCGGCUUAAAUUGAAGAUGUGGCAAUAUCGUUCGCUAUUAUCCUCAGUAAUUUUUCAUCCAGAUUGUCAGACCCCGGUGGCUUGUCAUUCUUUUUAUUUAGUUUAGUCACAUUUCUUAAUUUGCAGUACGUUUGCCAAUCAGUUGUGCAGACAGACUUAUUUGCCAUUCCUUUUGCCUCAUCCCUCUCAACCAUACCAUUUUCAAAUUCCUCAUCAAUCCAAGGAGAUUGCACAGUUUUUAGUCAUUUUCUUAAUGGCUGUGUGCUUAUUAGUAACUGAAAUAAGUAGUUUCAUAAAUGUGUCAAGUGCAGCAUCUGGUUGCUCCUCAUUACACAGCAGACCAGCAGCAUCUGGUUGCUCCUCAUUACACAGCAGACCAGCAGCAUCUGGUUGCUCCUCAUUACACACCACAGACCAGCAGCGUCUGGUGGCUCCUCAUUACACACCAGACCAGCAGCGUCUGGUUGCUCCUCAUUACACACCACAGACCAGCAGCAUCUGGUUGCUCCUCAUUACACACCAGACCAGCAGCGUCUGGUGGCUCCUCAUUACACACCACAGACCAGCAGCAUCUGGUUGCUCCUCAUUACACACCAGACCAGCAGCGUCUGGUUGCUCCUCAUUACACACCAGACCAGCAGCGUCUGGUGGCUCCUCAUUACACACUACAGACCAGCAGCGUCUGGUAGCUCCUCAUUACACACCACAGACCAGCAGCAUCUGGUUGCUCCUCAUUACACACCAGACCAGCAGCGUCUGGUUGCUCCUCAUUACACACUACAGACCAGCAGCAUCUGGUUGCUCCUCAUUACACACUACAGACCAGCAGCGUCUGGUGGCUCCUCAUUACACACCAGACCAGCAGCAUCUGGUUGCUCCUCAUUACACACCACAGACCAGCAGCAUCUGGUUGCUCCUCAUUACACACCACAGACCAGCAGCGUCUGGUGACUCCUCAUUACACACCACAGACCUGCAGCAUCUGGUUGCUCUCAGACACCAGACCAGCAGCGUCUGGUUGCUCCUCAUUACACACCACAGACCAGCAGCGUCUGGUGGCUCCUCAUUACACAUCACAGACCAGCAGCGUCUGGUGGCUCCUCAUUACACACCACAGACCAGCAGCGUCUGGUUGCUCCUCAUUACACACCACAGACCAGCAGCAUCUGGUUGCUCCUCAUUACACACCACAGACCAGCAGCAUCUGGUUGCUCCUCAUUAUACACCAGACCAGCAGCGUCUGGUUGCUCCUCAUUACACACCAGACCAGCAGCAUCUGGUGGCUCCUCAUUACACACCACAGACCAGCAGCAUCUGGUUGCUCCUCAUUACACACCAGACCAGCAGCAUCUGGUUGCUCCUCAUUACACACCACAGACCAGCAGCAUCUGGUUGCUCCUCAUUACACAUCACAGACCAGCAGCAUCUGGUUGCUCCUCAUUACACACCACAGACCAGCAGCGUCUGGUGGCUCCUCAUUACACACCACAGACCAGCAGCGUCUGGUGGCUCCUCACUACACACCAGAGACCAGCACAUAUUCUUUACAUCAUCAACAUGUGAAUCACUACAAAACGUAUUGUAUGACCUCUUAUACACUAUAUUAGGCCCAGCCUUUGAAACGUUGGUUUUCCUAGAUAUGGGCUAUUAUUUUGUGAUCACUACAUCCUAUGGAUUUAGAUACUGCUUUAAAGAAAAUAUCGGCAGAAUUAGUAAAUAUGAUUUCAUUCCUGUGCUGUUUGUAAAUACCCUGGUAAGGUUGAUUGACUGACAACCUGAACCUGUCACGCCCUGGUCUUAGUAUUUUGUGUUUUCUUUAUUAUUUUGGUCAGGUCUGGGUGUGACAUGGGUUUAUUAUGUGGUGUGUUUUGUCUUGGGUUUUUUGUAGGUAUUGGGAUUGUGGUAUAGUGGGGUUGUCUAGAAAAGUCUAUGGUUGCCUGGAGUGGUUCUCAAUCAGAGUCAGGUGAUUAUCAUUGUCUCUGAUUGGGAACCAUAUUUAGGCAGCCAUAUUCUUUGAGUGUUUCGUGGGUGAUUGUUCCUGUCUCUGUGUUUAUUGUCACCAGAUAGAGGCUGUUUAGGUUUUCACUGUUUAUUGUUUUUUGUAUACUGUUCGUGGUUUCAUCUUUAUUAAAGAUGUAUACAAAUAACCACGCUGCAUUUUGGUCCUCCUCUCCUUCACCGGAAGAAAACCUUAACAGAACCAGGUUACAGGGAUCGGUUACAGUUUGAAGUGUUUUCUUGAGUAGGCAGCUUGAUAAGCCAGUCAAUAUUUAAAAUCACCCAUAAAAUAUACCUCUGUUGACAUCACACAUAUUAUCCAGAUACUGACUGUUAACACUUGGUGGACUAUAGCAACUUCCCCCAAGAAUUGGCUUUAGGUGAAGCAGGUGAAGUAAUAUGGCUGCAGGUUCAACAGUAUUUAACAUUAUAUUGUCUCUAAAGCUUUACAGGAAUGUGUUUCUGAAUAUAGAUCGCAACACCAGCCCUGUUAACAUUUCUUUCUUUAGAGUAGAUGUUAUUAACCAUGUAUUGCUACCAUUGUAUCAUCAAAGGUAUUAUCUAAGUGAGUUUCAGAGAGAGUCAGAAUAUGAAUGUCAUCUGUUACAAGCAAGUUAUUGACUUCAUGGACCUUGUUUCUCAGGCUGCAGAUGUUAAUGUGGUCUAUUUUUAGCACUUUUCUGGGUUGCUUGAUUGGUUUUUAAUGCUUUACUGGGAAGCUUAUCAGAGGUAGACUUACUCAUGUUAUUUACAUUGGAACUGAUAGUGCAGGGUGAGCUGCACUAAGUGGUCUUCUGUGAUGGAGAAGCGAUUGGUGUACACACACACACAUUUUGAUUGAACUGUUGAUGGGGGAGUAUUGUAUAUAUAUUUUAAUAUAUAAAGCUGUCCCAUAAUGUAUACUUUUGGUGACAGUACUGUUUUUCUUCCGGAAUCGCUAUGUAAAUAAACACCCUUGAACAGAAGUACUGUUUCAGCUCCGCCAUCAUUUUAUUUAAUGGAGGUUAGGCUUUUUUUUUUUCAGUUUUGCCUUCUGGCCUGCUCUACAUCUUCCUACAAGGGUACACCGCCUCAGUGUUAACAGUAUAACUCUGGUUCAUAGGCUCGUGAUUACUGCAUAUAAUAGCUGUAGGAUCAGAGGAAUUCAGGGCAAUUAGGGAGACAAAUUAAGUUACUUACAUUGUGUCUGCCAAUGCCUGCCAAUGCCCCUAGGAUACCCCAUAAUAACAAAGCGAAAACAGGGUUUUAGUCAUUUUUGCAAGUCUCUGAAUGUCCUUGAGUGGCCCAGCCAGAGCCCGGACUUGAACCCGAUCAAACAUCUCUGGAGAGACCUGAAAAUAGCUGUGCAGCAACGCUCCCCACCCAACCUGACAGAGCUUGAGAGGAUCUGCAGAGAAGAAUGGGAGAAACUCCCCAAAUGCAGAUGUGCCAAGCUUGUAGCGUCAUACACAAUAAGACUCGAGGCUGUAUUCGCUGCCAAAGGUGCUUCAACAAAGUAUUAAAGGGUCUGAACACUUAUGUAAAAAGUUACUUUAUGAAUUUGUACUAAAUUCUACAAACCUGUUUCAGCUUUGUCAUUAUUGUGUAGAUUGAGGGAUUAUUUUUAAAAUCCAUUUUAGAAUAAGGCUGUAACGUAACAAAAUGUGGAAAAUGUUAAGUGGUCUGAAUACUUGACGAAUGUACUAUAUGCACGACCAAUAUUGCCUUUAGAUUCACCUGUAAAACUUGUUGAGUUGGGAAUUAUUUUAAAUCAAAUGUCUAGUCACUGCUCAAGUAUCGCAAAAGUACAAGUGGAACAAGCUAUAACUGAAUUUUUAGUUCAACGUUCUUUUUUUUUCACCUUUAUCUAAUUAGGUAAGCUAGUUGAGAACAAGUUCUCAUUUACAACUGCGACCUGGAUAAGACAAAGCAAAGCAACACAAACAACACAGAGUUACACAUGGAAUAAACAAACAGUCAAAUAAUACAAUAGAGAAAGUCUAUAUACAGUGUGUGCAAAUGAGGUAGGAUUAGGGGGGUGAGGCAAUAAAUAGGCUGUAGUGGCGAAAUUAUUCCAGUAUGGCAAAUUAAACACUGGGGUGAUAGAUGUGCAGAAGAUGAGUGUGCAAGUAGCGGUACUGGGGUGCAAAGGAGCAAGAUAAAUAAAUAACAAUAUGGUGAUGAGGUAGUUGGAUGGGCUAUUUACAGAUGGGCUAUGUACAGGUGCAUUAUCUGUGAGCUGCUCUGACAGCUGGUGCUUAAAGCUAGUGAGGGAGAUAUGAGUCUCCAGCUUCAGUGAUUUUUGCAGUUCGUUCCAGUCAUUGGCAGCAGAGAACUGGAAGGAAAGGUGGCCGAAGGAGGAAUUGGCUUUGGGGAUGACCAGUGAAAUAUACCUGCUGGAGUGCAUGCUAUGGGUGGGUGCUGCUAUGGUGACCAGUGAGCUGAGAUAAGGCGGGGCUUUACCUAGCAAAGACUUAUAGAUGACCUUGAGCCAGUGGGUUUGGCGACGAAUAUGAAACGAGGGCCAGCCAACGGGAGCAUACAGGUCGCAGUGGUGGGUAGUAUAUGGGGCUUUGGUGACAAAAUGGAUGGCACUGUGAUAGACUGCAUCCAAUUUGCCGAGUAGAGGGUUGGGGGCUAUUUUGUAAAUGACAUCGCCGAAGUCAAGUAUCGGUAGGAUGGUCAGUUUUACGAGGGUAUGUUUGGCAACGUGAGUGAAGGAUGCUUUGUUGCGAAAUAGAAAGCCGAUUCUAGAUUUAAUUUUGGAUUGGAGAUGCUUAAUGUGAGUCUGGAAGGAGAGUUUACAGUCUAGCCAGACACCUUGGUAUUUGUAGUUGUCCACAUAUUCUAAGUCAGAACUGUCCAGAGUAGUGAUGCUGGAUGAGGUGGGUAGGUGUGGUCAGCGAUCGGUUGAAGAGCAUACAUUUAGUUUUGCUUUCAUUUAAGAGCAGUUGGAGGCCACAGAAGGAGAGUUGUAUGUAACUUGUUGUUACAAAGAGGAAGGCUUUGGAUUUGCAAAGAGGAAGGCUGGCCAUGCAAAUAGGUUUAAUAGCAUAUCUUCAUCCCUGAUCUUGACAGCCUCUCUCCCCUCUAUUUCCACAGGUCCUUCCAACCUGGACUCAGGGAUAGACGGAACAUAGUAAACGUAAAGCUGUAACAAUCAAAUGAGUAUCAUAUGUUACGUUUCGUAUGGUAUGUAAUUCAUUUGUGGAUGUCCAUUUCAUAUGUUACGAAUUGCAAUUUGUUUUGGCUAACGUUAGCUAAGCUAGGGGAUAAGGUUAGGGUAAAGGUUAGGCGUUUGUUAGUGUUGGAUUCAGGGUCAAUUUGUUUUGGCUAACGUUAGCUUAGCUAGGGGAUAAGGUUAGGGUAAAGGUUAGGCGUUUGUUAGUGUUGGAUUCAGGGUCUAGGUCUAGUGUUGGGUCUAGGAGCUACUUUAAACAUCAUAGUUGGGUUGGGGUUAGCUGCUUUAUUGGCUAAUGCACCAUAUGAAAGAGGAUAGAUGUUAUAAUUGUACUCUAAACAACAUGUUGAAAGCGUUGAUGUGAAAGCAUAUACAGUACGGAGUUACCUUAAGAGGAUGUAGAGGUGUGGCAAUGGAGGAGAUGGGGAACAAAGUGAAAAUGACAUGACUUGGGAACGCCUCUCAGAACCUGGGGCCGGAAGGGUAAGACUGGGCGAAAGCAUGAGGUGUUUUUAGGGUCUUCAUUUUUGUGGAAUCCAGCAGAAAAGUAUAGAGUCAGGUGAAGAGAGAGUGAGAAUCGUCAUGAUCUCAGACUUUGGUUUUCAUGCAUAUAUAAUUAUGCAUUGCUUAUCACGUUGUUAAUACUGUUAUGUUUUGUGUCUUUUUGUUGUUGUUUUCCAAGUCUUGUGCGACUCUUAGCAACCAGAAGAAGAGAAAAGGAGAAACACAAAAGCGUUCCAGCUGACAUGGAACAAGACAGCAGGUUCAGCUGGAAUGUCAUUUUGCUGUGUGAUGAGAGACGGAAAUAAAAUUGUGUGUGGUAUGAUCAUAGAACAGAGGCCAUAGGGCUCUAAGCCUGUAAACCUCCUUUUCAAGGCCUACCUUCAAACUCAGGGCCUCUUUGCUUGACAUCAUGGGAAAAUCAAAAGAAAUCAGCCAAGACCUCAGAAAAUGGAAGACCUCCACAAGUCUGGUUCAUCCUUGGGAUCAAUUUCCAAACGCCUGAAGGUAUCACAUUCAUCUGUACAACCAAUAGUACGCAAGUAUAAACACCAUGGGACCAUGCAGCCGCCAUACCGCUCAGGAAGGAGACACGUUGUCUCCUAGAGAUGAGCGUACCUUGGUGCAAAAGUGCAAAUCAAUCCCAGAACAGCAGCAAAGGACCUUGUGAAGAUGGUACAAAAGUAUCUAUAUCCACAGUAAAACAAGUCCUAUAUCGACAACCUGAAAGGCUUCUCAGCAAGGAAGAAGCUAUUGCUCCAAAACCACCAUAAACAAAAAAGCCAGACUACAGUUUGCAACUGCACAUGGGGACAAAGAUCGUAUUUUUUAGAGAAAUGUUCUCUGGUCGGAUGAACCAAAAAUAGAAUUGUUUGGCCAUAAUGACCAUCGUCGUGUUGAGGAAAAAGGGGAGGCUUGCAAGCUGAAGAACACCAUCCCAACCGUGAAGCAUGGGGGUGGCAGCACCAUGUUGUGGGGGUGCUUUGCUGCAGGAGGGACUGGUGCACUUCACAAAAUAGAUAACAUCAUGAGGCAUGAAAAUGUGGUUAUAUCGAAGCAAGAUCAAGACAUCAAUCAGGAAGUUAAAGCUUGGUUGCAAAUGCAUUUUCCAAAUGGACAAUGACUCCAAGCAUACUUCCAAAGUUGUGACAAAAUGGCUUGAGGACAACAAAGUCAAGGUAUUGGAGUGGCCAUCACAAAGCCCUGACCUCAGUCCUAUAGAAAGUUUGUGCGCAGAACUGAAAAAGCGUGUGAAAGGCCGACAAACCUGACUCAGUUAUACCAGCUCUGUCAGGAGGAAUGGGCCAAAAAUUCACCCAACGUAUUGUGGGAAGUUUGUGGAAGGCUACCCAAAACAGUUGACACAAGUUAAACAAUUUAAAGGCAAUGCUACCAAAUACUAAUUGAGUGCAUGUAAACUUCUGGCCCACUGGGAAUGUGAUGAAAGAAAUAAAAGUUGAAAUAAUGUCCUCCACUAUUAUUCUGACAUUUCACAUUCUUAAUAUAAAGUGUUGAUCCUAACUGACCUAAGACAGGGAUUUUACUGGGAUUAAAUGUCAGGAAUUGUGACAAAUAGAAUUGAAAUGUAUUUGGCUAAGGUGUAUGUAAAACUUCAACUUCA
This is a messenger RNA of Oncorhynchus keta (chum salmon), 8683 nucleotides long. RefSeq lists its product as uncharacterized. The coding region runs from base 1657 to 3174 and encodes 505 amino acids. NCBI's taxonomy places the organism in Eukaryota, Metazoa, Chordata, Actinopteri, Salmoniformes, Salmonidae. The transcript is spliced from 2 exons. The record is from RefSeq and is a predicted model, not a curated record.